AGCGAGCGGUGCGUUGCCCCGGUGACGGUGGGGCCGCGGGGCGCCAUGGCCUCGGAGACGGUGCGGGUGGUUGUCCGCUGCCGGCCCAGCAACAGCCGCGAGAAGGAGCUGAGCUGCCGGGAGGUGGUGACCAUGGACCCGGGGCGCGGCCAGUGCUUCAUCCACAAGCCCACGGCCCCCGAGCAGCCGCCAAAACACUUCACCUUCGACGGCGUCUUUUGCAUGGACAACAGCACCGAGCAGCUGUACAACGAGAUCGCCUACCCCCUGGUGGAGGGCGUGACGGAAGGCUACAAUGGAACGAUCUUUGCCUAUGGACAGACAGGAAGCGGGAAGUCAUUCACCAUGCAAGGCGUUUCAUACCCCCCAUCGCAACGAGGAGUCAUUCCCAGAGCUUUCGAGCACAUCUUUGAGAGUAUCCAGUGUACAGAAAAUGCCAAGUUUCUUGUGAGGGCUUCUUUUCUGGAAAUUUACAACGAGGAGAUCCACGAUCUUCUGGGUCAAGACACCAAGCAGAAACUGGAGUUGAAGGAACACCCGGAGAGAGGAGUUUAUGUGAAGGACCUGUCCAUGCACACCGUCCACAGUGUGGCUGAGUGUGAGAGAAUCAUGAACAUAGGCUGGAGCAACCGUGCUGUGGGUUACACCCUCAUGAAUAAGGACUCAUCGCGAUCACAUUCUAUAUUUACCAUUCACCUGGAGAUGUGCUCAAUAGACGAUAAAGGGAAAGACCACAUCCGCGUGGGCAAAUUAAAUCUUGUAGAUUUAGCGGGUAGUGAGAGACAGGCGAAAACUGGGGCCACGGGCGAUCGUCUGAAAGAAGCUACCAAAAUCAACCUGUCGCUCUCGGCUCUGGGGAAUGUCAUCUCCGCCUUGGUGGACGGUAAGUCCAAACACAUUCCGUACCGUGAUUCUAAGCUGACCCGAAUGCUGCAGGAUUCUCUUGGAGGCAACACCAAAACUCUGAUGGUAGCUUGCCUCUCGCCCGCCGACAAUAACUAUGAUGAAAGCCUCAGCACUCUGCGCUACGCUAACAGGGCCAAGAACAUCAAGAACAAGCCCAAGAUUAACGAAGAUCCAAAGGAUGCUUUACUCCGGGAAUAUCAGGAGGAGAUCAAAAAACUGAAGAUGCUGCUAGCUGGGCAGGUCGGAAGCACUGCUUUAUCCAAUGAUCUGAACAAGUUGUCAGUGAGCAGUAACCGGCUGGCGAGUAACUCCUCUCAAAAUUCUAGCGCUCGCGAGGAAGCAGAAGUCGAGAAAGAGAAGAUUAGACAGGAGUAUGAGCAGAGGUUAGCCAAGAUGAAGGCAGAUUAUGAGGCGGAACAGAAAUCCAACGCCAGGCUGCAAGAGGACAUUGAGAAACUCCGCAGCUCGUAUGAGAUGAAGCUGGUUCACAUCGAGGCCUUCGAUAAAGGCACUGACGCACCCGAGUUUGUGGAAUGUGCCAGUGUCCUGGAAACUGUGCAACCCAAUACCCUUCCCCUACCUGAUGCCAGUGACCUGGAGCCAAAGCUCGCUCUUACCAAGUUGGAUGAGCUGGAGGCUCAGAUAGUUCAGCACAUCAGCAGCACAGAGAAGGGAGGCUUGACCAUCGAGGAUGCCCAGUUAAACCUCACCAUCCCCAGGGAACAAGUCACAGCCAACAACUCACCAGCCACCACGUCACCCGUCGCCUUGGAUCAGGAGGAGGUCAUUGCAAGACUGAAGAUGCUGGAGAAUGCAGUGGUGGGUGGGGAACAGGCCAAGAAUGCUGAGCUGAAGGAGAAGCGGAAACGGCGCAAGAAGUACGCAGACGAACGGAAAAAACAGCUGGCGGAGGCCCUGAGGCACAGUGACCGGGAUGACCACAGCGUCUUGUACAAUGUGUACGAGUCCAUCCAGGAUGAGGUGCGAGGGAAGAGCCGGCAGAUCGAGGAGCUGCAGAAGAAGCUGAAGGUAGCAGAGAUCGAGAUUUGCGACCUCCAGUCCGAGUUUGAAUUUGAGCGGAUCGACUAUCUGUCCACCAUCCGCAAGCAGGAGCGGGAGGCCAUCCUGCUCUACCAGGUCCUCGACCGGAUCCAGCCCCUCAUCCGCCGGGACUGCAACUACAGCAACAUCGACAAAGUCAAGCGGGAAUGUGUGUGGGACGAGGAGGGCAGCUGCUGGAAGCUGCCAGAAACACUCAUUCAAAAGAUUACUCUGCCUUCUGCUGGAACCAGUGUGGCAUCGAGUAAGCCAGGGUCAAGGAUCUCUUCUGGUGACAUUACUGAGUACCCGAUGGAGGAGGACCGCUAUCGACAAAUGCUGAACCGCAGCGACAGCGAGAAUAUCGCCAACAACUACUUCAAAUCUAAACGUGCCACUCAAAUCCUGAACACAGACCCGGCGCGCAGCCUGGUGCACAACGUGACCCUGACCAACGGAUCCUCCACCCACACCAUAUCCAGCCGAGCCACAGUGUCUCCCACCCAGGCUUCCGAGAUGCCGCAGCCCAGACCGUAUCGCUUGGAGUCGCUGGAGAUCCGAGCCCCUUCUGCCAAAACCAAACGCAAGAAAAGCAAAGGCAACUCUUCCUCAGACGUUCUCUAAAGCAAACCUCUCACAAUAAAUAUUUAUUCCUUCUUUAAGAUAUUUAUUAUUUUUCUUUCUCUCUCUCUCUCUCCCACCCCUCUUUUCCCUUACCUUCAAGAAGCCAUCCAGCUCUGCCAUUCUCAUCGUGAGUAGGAAUAACUGUGGAGAAAUGUCUGGAUUGAGUUUCCCUGCAAAGGCAUUACUGAGGUGGACACAUCACCAUGCAGGAAAUCGGUUUCAAAGCCAUGUUCUCCCAUGUUCAGGAAUGGUUGGCCAGCGAGCGCCAUUUGCCAGUGUCUGCCACCAAUGUCUACAAUAAUAAAUUGUGUAAAAGCUAAUAAAUACACAGCACUUUUAUUGUCCAGUGGGCGGACACUUCACUUUUGCCAAUUUUCUCCCCUUCUGCUUCUGGUGCUGCAGGAGGGAAGGACGCACGGAUUGACACCCUCGGGAACCUUACCGCCAGUGGCCGUGGUUGGUGUGUGAGCCCACUCAGUGAGUAUCAGCAGGAUAUCAAGAGGGUUGAGGGGGCAUUACAGUCAAGAGCUGGAUCUCUGGAUCAUGGCUGCUUCUCUCCAGGUCAAGGCCAAGGAGAACAACCCCUGGCUGAGACCAAUAAUUCAGUGCAGAUGAGUGAAAGCUUAAGGUCCUGCAAAACACAAUUCGGUUAUUGAGUGCCUUCUGAAAGAAAAACAAAUCACCAUUGCUCUGUUUUGAAUUACUCCAAUUUAUUUAUUGACUGACCAGAAACACAAGUGACCAAUUUGCACAGUUAAAGUAGUGCAAAGGGAACUAUUCUAAAGGUAGCUAUGAGAAGUAUUCUGAAUGUUACUCCUAUUAUAAACGUAGCAUUGAAAUCACUGCUGCUCUCUGGGACACAGUAGCUGUGAUUAACUACAUUUAUUAAUUNAAAAAAAAAGUUUGCUUUGUAAAUUCUGGAGCAGAAGCAUCAAAGCACCACCUUCAUAUUGAAGACUAUCAGUUACAGAUGGUGAUGUUCUCAGUCAGCCAGAAUAGAUUUGGCAGAGAGUUUGGAUAAUUUCCUGCCUUUAACAAUGUUACAGAGUUUAUAUAACUGCCACUGUAAGGUAUUUCAAAUAUUGUUAAAUAUUGGAAUAUGUUGCAUUCUUGUGCUUUCUCUUGAGCCUCUGUGCUGGUCAUCCAGUUCCUGAACCAGGCCGGUCCGCAGUUUUCCAAAACAUUUGAAGACAGUUCAGCUGUCAUGGUCACCUAUGAGGGACAGACAGACCAGUCAUUGGGGGGGGGGGGGGGGGCAGGAAUUCUUCGCACUCACCUCCUGUUACCCCUACAAGCCAAAGCCCUGAAGAGAAAAUUCUCCUAGCUGGACCAGACCAAAAGCAGAAUAUUUUCUGUUAUUUCCAUAUUUGGCUUGUGAAUAAACUGCACGGCCAUUUCCAACAUCUUGGUGGUUAUCAUUUGACUGCAAGGUUUGCUUCCAUCUGCUCCCCACUCUGCACAGAUCAGUGUCUAUGCUGUCACAGUUGAUCUUUCAACACAUGGCGGAGGUUCCCUUCACUGCCAGUUUGACACUCAUCAGAGAGGGCAAUGCCAGCUUGGCUCCGGCAAACUUCUUGUUUGGGAUAAUACUGAGGAUUUCCGGAUCGUCAAGUUUGCUGCUCUGAUGCAAAAAUACUCCCAACAUCUUUUUCCUCCUGUCUGUCUUCUCUCCUGCUCAGAGCUGCCACGAUCUAUAAAAGCUAUAACAGCUGAGUGCUAGCGCAUUUUUAGUUUGGAAACACAUCCAACUUAGGAAUAGGAAUAGGCCAUUCAGCCCCUUGAGCCUGUUUCGUAUUCUAACAGAUCAUGGUUGAUCUGUACCUCAAUACCAAUUACCCGCCCUUGCCCCACAUCCCUGACCUAACAAAUAAAUUUAACAGACGAGAGAAAGAAACACAAUCAAAACUGAUGUGAAAGUAGGGAAUGGACAAUUAAAGUUGAUUUUAAAUCUCCACCUUUUAACAAUUCUUGAACUGGGAAAGAUUUGGGUUUUUUUUGAAAAAAAGGUUAGAAUGAAUUGAGCUAUAAUAGGGUUUGAGUGGAGCUAGGACCUGAAGUUAUCAAUCUGAAUGAGGUUAGGAAUUACUGGAUUUGUUUCAUGUUCCUAUGAAUGUCAGUGUCAUUGGGACACAAAUUAUUUCAUGUACACGUUAAACUAAAUAACUUUUUGUUUUGUUUAUAAUCUUAGCUCACAGUUUCGAUGAUGUUCUGUAAAUACUGCAAUAAAAAGAUCUUUAAAGAGAA
Molecule: messenger RNA, 4812 nt
Organism: Callorhinchus milii (elephant shark)
Lineage: Eukaryota; Metazoa; Chordata; Chondrichthyes; Chimaeriformes; Callorhinchidae
Gene: kif17
Product: kinesin family member 17
Exons: 14
Coding region: 46-2568 (840 amino acids)
Biological process (GO): microtubule-based movement
Molecular function (GO): microtubule motor activity; microtubule binding; ATP binding
Source: RefSeq, a predicted model, not a curated record